GAGGUGGUCAGAUGGGAGUGAUUUCAAUUUCAGACUCUGGGAUAUGGAGUUAUUUAAUGAUGGACAAAGCAGCAACACAUGUGCUAUGACUCUGUUAAACAGAUCAGGAACAUGGAGCUCUGAUGAAUGUAACAAGACAAAACCCUUCUUCUGUUAUGAUGAUAAAGUGAUCCUGAUCACAGAAAAUAAGACCUGGGAGGAGGCCUUGUACUACUGCAGAGAGAACUACCGUGACCUGGUUUCCAUCACAAACCCUCAAGAGCAAGGAUGGGUCCAGGAAAAGGUCAAUAAUGCUUCAACUCCUUUUGUGUGGUUGGGGCUGCGCUACACCUGCACUCUGGGUUUCUGGUUCUGGGUCACUGAUGAGGUGGUUGAAUAUAAAAACUGGAACUCUGCUGGAAUAAAUGAUGACUGUGACAUGUCUGGAGCCAUGGACAGUGGAGGAGACCAUAGCCACUGCAUUAAUUCUCACCCGCGGGCAACACAGCCUGACCUCAGCUGUGUGCCGCUUGCUACCGCCCAGCUUCCCCUAGGGCUGGCGCCGGUAACAAUUGGGGGCUCGUCCGGGAUGCAUCUGGAGUGA
Archocentrus centrarchus (flier cichlid) is the source of this 583-nucleotide messenger RNA. RefSeq names its product snaclec 5-like. The record is from RefSeq and is a predicted model, not a curated record. The coding region runs from base 44 to 583 and encodes 179 amino acids. NCBI's taxonomy places the organism in Eukaryota, Metazoa, Chordata, Actinopteri, Cichliformes, Cichlidae. The transcript has 3 exons.